GAUUGACUGCUUCUGAAGGCGGGAAGAUUCUGUCACGCGCUGCACGCGCACCGCUCGGUCUCAUCUCAGUGCGCGUGAACUUCGCUGCACGCGAGUCAUUCACUUGAACUGAUUCACUUCAUGCUCGAACAUCAGCUGUAAGGAUGCAGGUUCGAUUGCUGUUUAUCCUGAUUGUGACAUCAGCACUCCACACACAUGCUCAAGUGUUGAGCCCCAGAAGGCUAAGGUUUAAAGUGUUGAGCCCCGGCGUACUCACUGUGACCUGGAAUAAACCAAAGGGAGAGUUUGACAGCUACAGGCUGGUGUACAGCACUGACUCAGGAGGAUUUGAGCAGGAGGUGUCUGUAAAUAAAAAUGAUCCUAAAGCCGUCAUCCAAGGGUUUGACCCCAGUAAAGAGUACACGGUGAAGAUAACCACUGUUAGAGGAACAGAGGAGAGUAAACCUCUGAUGGCCACAUACACAGGUGUAGGGUCAGAGGUGAGUGAAGUCAGUGUACGUCAGGACCCCAGAGACCCUGAACAUGACAGUCAGACCUCUGAAGUGGACAUCUUUAUGUGUAAAACCCCAGCCAUUGCAGAUAUUGUAAUUCUGGUGGAUGGAUCAUGGAGUAUCGGCCGCAUAAAUUUCCGUCUGGUGCGGAUGUUCCUGGAAAGUCUUGUGAAGGCCUUCUCUGUUGGAUCAGAACAUGUUCGCAUCGGGUUGGCCCAGUACAGCGGUGAUCCCAGGAUUGAAUGGCAUUUACACACUCACAGGACUAAAGAGUCUGUCAUAGAUGCUGUAAAGAAUCUACCUUAUAAAGGAGGAAACACACUCACAGGUCUUGCUUUGACAUACAUUUUGGAGAACAGCUUUAAGCCCGAAUCGGGAUCCAGACCUGAUGUUCCUAAAAUUGGGAUUUUGAUCACGGAUGGAAAGUCACAGGAUGAUGUUCAUUCUCCAGCUCAGAGACUCAGAGAUUCUGGAAUUGAGCUGUUUGCUAUCGGAGUGAAGAACGCUGAUGAGAACGAACUGAGAACCAUCGCCUCUCCUCCAGAAGAAACUCACGUUUAUAAUGUGGCUGAUUUCAGUGUGAUGAGCUCCAUCGUAGAGGAACUCACCAAAACCGUUUGUGAACGGGUCAAUGAUCUUAGCAAAGAGAUCAGCGGUGAGACAGUGCCGUAUUCAACGAGGUCAUUUGAUGCUCCCAGUAAUCUCAUCACAUCUGAGGUCACAGCCAGAAGUUUUCGUGUGUCGUGGACUCAUGCUCCAGGACAAGUGGAGAAGUACAGAGUGGUUUAUUAUGCUACUAAAGGAUCCAAACCUGAGGAGGUGGUGGUAAACGGGGAUGAGAACUCUGUGAUGUUGGACUAUCUGAACUCUCUGACGGAGUAUGAGAUCGCUGUGUUUGCCAUCUACAGCAACUCAGCCAGUGAAGCUCUGAGAGGCAGCGAGACCACCUUGGCAUUGCCGACCGUGAAUAAUCUGGAGCUGUAUGACAUCACUCACAGUACGAUGCGUGUGCGCUGGCAAGUAGCUGAAGGAGCUUCUGGGUACAUGAUCCUGUAUGCUCCUCUGACACGAGGAGAAGCUGCAGAUGAGAAAGAGGUUAAGGUCGAUGACUCUGUGACUCAGGUUGAACUGGAAGGUUUGAGUCCUGAUACUGAAUACACAGUAACUGUUUAUGGGAUGUAUGGAGAGGAGGCCAGUGAUCCCAUGACGGCACAGCAGACCACACUUCCUCUGAAUCCACCUCGUAACCUGCGCAUCACUGACAUCAGUCACAGCUCCGCUAAAGUUUCCUGGGACUCAGCGUCUCGUAAGGUCAAAGGUUACCGUAUUGUUUAUGUAAAAACUGAUGCUGUCGAGACCGAUCAGGUUGAUGUGGGUCCGGUUACCACACUGGUACUACGCAACCUGACUUCUAUGACAGAGUACACCGUUGCCAUCUUCGCCAUCUAUGACGAGGGACAAUCAGACCCACUGACAGACAGCUUCACCACCAGUGUGGUUCCUCUGCCUGUGAAUCUAAGAAGCAGUGAUGUGUCCACUGAUAGUUUCAAAGUCACGUGGCAGCACGCUGCGUCUGAUGUCUCUGUCUACCGACUCAUUUGGAGACCUGCAGCUGGAGGAGAAACUAAAGAGGUUCUCAUUAAUGAUAACUCUAACUGGUACAUGAUCACGGGUUUAAAGCCUCUGACUGAAUAUGAAGUCUCUUUGUCUGGGAUCUAUAGAGAUGAAUCUGAGAGUGAUCAGGUGGAGAUCAUUGAAUCUACAGUUGCCAGAACAACAACAGCUGCCACAACGACCAAAAGCACACCUGCAGCGGUUGUGCGACAGGCUGUCAGGAAUCUUAAGCUGAGUGAUUUGACGACCUUCAGCAUGCGUGUGUCGUGGGAUUCAGCUGGACCAAAUGUGCGUCAGUACAAAGUGUCAUACAUCAGCACAAGAGGUGACCGGGCCGAACAGCUGUCAAUGGUUCCUGCGGGUCAGAUGUCUGCGGUUCUUCAGCCUCUUCUGUCAGACACAGAGUAUCGUGUCAGCGUGUCAGCGGUUUACAGCGACGGAGACGGUCCUGUCCUCACACGCGUCGCACGCACAUUGCCUCUGUCUGCACCCAGCAACCUCCGCGUGUCUGAGGAAUGGUACAAUCGCUUCCGAAUCACAUGGGACUCGUCCUCCUCUCCCACCAUGGGAUACCGGAUCGUCUACCAGCCCAUCUCAGUGUCUGGUCGAGCACUGGAGACGUUUGUAGGUGAUGAUGUCAAUACAAUGUUGAUCUUGAAUCUGCUGAGUGGGACGGAUUACAGCGUUAAAGUCAUCGCCACGUACACUACAGGAUCCAGUGAGGCGCUGAUUGGACGUGCCAAAACACUUUAUCUGGGAGUGAAUAAUCUCAACACAUACCAGGUGCAGGUGACCAGCAUGUGUGCCCAGUGGCAGCCACAUCGACAUGCUAACCAGUACCGGGUCAUCAUCGAGUCACAGCUGAACGGUGAUAAAAAGGAAGUGAGGUUGGGUGGCUCCACGUCCAGACACUGCUUUAAUGACCUCACUCCCAACACGCAGUACAAGAUCAGCGUUCACGCUCAGCUGCAGGACACGGAGGGACCCGCCGUCACCGUCACGCAGAGAACACUUCCUGUACCUACAGCUCCUCCCACCAAACCCACCACCACCACCCCUGUACCCACUUUACCCCCUGCUAAAGAAGUGUGCCGAGCGGCUAAAGCUGACCUGGUGUUUCUGGUUGAUGGUUCAUGGAGUAUUGGAGAUGAUAACUUCCAGAAGAUCAUUGGUUUUCUCUACAGCACAACAGGUGCUCUGGACCAGAUCGGUCCUGAUGGGACACAGGUGGCUAUAGCUCAGUUCAGUGAUGAUCCUCGUACUGAGUUUAAAUUGAGCUCAUAUGAUAAUAAAGAAACUCUUCUGGACGCCAUUCAGAGAAUCACUUAUAAAGGAGGAAACACCAAGACAGGUCGAGCAAUGAAACAUGUUAAAGAUACUGUGUUUACUGCGGUGGGCGGAGCCAGAAGGGGCGUGCCUAAAGUCCUGGUGGUGCUGACUGAUGGUCGUUCCCAAGAUGACGUUCAUCUCAUAUCUCAGGAGAUCCAGACAGAAGGUUAUAUUGUGUUUGCCAUUGGGUUUUCUGAUGCGGAUUACAGCGAGUUAGUGAGUAUUGCCAGUAAACCCAGCGAGAGGCACGUGUUCUUCGUGGACGAUCUCGAUGCCUUCAAAAAAAUAGAAGAGAAACUCGUCACCUUUGUCUGUGAGGCAGCAUCAGCUACAUGUCCAUCUGUACCCAUGAGUGGCAGCACAUUACCAGGCUUCAGGAUGAUGGAGAUGUUUGGGUUGGUGGAUCAUAUGUACAGCAGUGUUAAUGGUGUCUCCAUGAAGCCUGGAACCUUCAACAGUUACAGCAGCUACAGACUAAGCAGUGACAAUCCAAUAACACAACCCACCAGGUUUAUCCACCCGGAGGGUCUUCCAUCCGACUACACCAUCACGAUGCUUUUCCGGCUGCUUCCAGAAACUCCAAAGGAGCCUUUUGCAUUGUGGGAAAUCCUCAACAGCAAUAAUGAGCCAUUAGUGGGAGUGAUUCUGGACAAUGCAGGAAAGACUUUGACCUUCUUUAACAUGGACUAUAACGGAGACUUCCAGGCGGUGACUUUUGAAGGGGCAGAAAUCCAAAAACUUUUUUACGGCAGUUUUCACAAGCUGCAUAUCGCCGUGAGUAAGACGUCAGCUCUUGUGAUGGUUGACUGUCAGUCAGUGGGUGAGAAAUCUAUUAAUGCUGCCAGUAACAUCAGCACUGAUGGUGUGGAGGUGUUGGGAAGAACGGUUCGAUCCAGAGGCUCCAAGGACAACUCUGCACCGUUUCAGCUGCAGUCGUUUGAUAUUGUGUGCAGCACAUCGUGGGCCCGACGGGACAAAUGCUGCGAGUUGCCCAGUCUGAGGAAGGAGUCAGAUUGUCCCGCUCUUCCCCGCGCCUGCACCUGUACACAGGACAGUAAGGGCCCACCCGGCCCCCCUGGAGCCCCUGGAGGUCCUGGUAUCAGAGGAGCUCGAGGAGAUCGAGGAGAACCCGGAGCUGUGGGUCCUGGUGGUCCAGUAGGUGAUGCUGGUGUUCCAGGUCCUCAGGGUCCUCCAGGUCCUCCGGGACCCAGCGGUCGCUCCAUCAGAGGACCACCUGGGGCACCAGGUGAGCCGGGACUGAAAGGUGAUGCAGGCCCUCCGGGUGGUCAGGGUGUUCCAGGCACUCCAGGGUUAGCGGGACGUGAGGGACCCCCAGGACCUCGGGGUCUGCUAGGUAAAGAUGGUCCUCAGGGAAGAGAAGGACCUCCAGGAUCUAUAGGAGGUCCAGGAGCUCCCGGCGCUCCGGGUGAAAACGGCCCUCCGGGUCCCACAGGACACCAGGGACCUCCGGGAAUCCCAGGAACUAAAGGAGAGAAGGGUGAGAGGGGUGAUCUUCAGUCUUCAGCAUCUGUUCAGGCCAUCGCAAGACAAGUGUGUGAGCAACUCAUUCAGAGUCACAUGGCACGUUACAAUUCCAUUCUCAACCACGUUCCCAGUCAGCCGGUAUCGAUCCGCACCGUGGCCGGCCCACCUGGGGAGCCCGGACGACAAGGAUCCCCGGGACCUCAAGGAGAGCAGGGUCCACCCGGGCGACCCGGAUUUCCCGGCAGUAAUGGAGAGAACGGGCAGCCCGGAGCCAGAGGUCCUCCAGGUGAGAAAGGAGAUAAAGGAAGUCCAGGUGUGGGAGUACAGGGACCCAGAGGAGCUGCCGGUCCUCCAGGACCUCCUGGUGAAGGGAGAACAGGAAGUACUGGACCUUCUGGUCGCCCUGGUAACCCCGGUAGUCCUGGCAGACCUGGAAUUCCAGGAACCGUGGGUCCACCCGGACCGCCCGGAUAUUGCGACCAGAAUUCCUGCCUAGGAUACAAUGUUGGAGAAACGGGCUAUGACACCGAGCUGACUGACAGAGAUGUUCCUGUAGUUCAACUGCCACCGAGCGAAGGUGAAGGCGAAGAGGACGACCCGUACGGCAGCUACGGCUCCUACUACCAGCCCAACUAUCCCGUACCCCGUCCCGUACAGCCCGACGACCCCAUCAUAGACGAGGAGGAGCUGCGCUCACCCGGGAUACAGCGGCACGCACGCAGCCUCGCGGGCCGACGCGGACAACAGCCAGACACACGAGAGGCUGACCUGUCGUAACCACGGCGACAGAGAGAGAGAGAGAGAGAGAGAGCACAUCUCAGCUGACUUUCACAUAACAACAGAAUAUAAGAUGAUGACAAACAUCCAGAGCGACGUCUGAUGAGACUUCACAAUCUAAAGUUUUCUGUACUUCAGUCAUAUGUGACCUGGGCUGGUGAUGUAUAUGAAAUAUAUUUACCUUGAUCCUGUUACAGAUAAAAGUCUUUAACUCUUAUGUCUUUUUCAUAAAAGUUUCACAAAAUGCCUUCCAGGAAAAAAAUUUCUGCUAUAUAUAUAUACAUAUAAAUAUAUAUAAAAUGAAAGAACCGACCCUCUCCUUAAAAAAAAUCAUCCUACCUUUAUUUCUUCUCUUUUAUAACCUCUCAAAUAUGGGUAGGAUUCCGCAAAAAUACAAAUUUUGGACUUUUGUUAGAGAUCAGACUCAGAGCAAUGACACACAGAGUUUAAACUGUUUUUGGAUCAGUGGAUGUUUUAGUGUUUUAUAAGUUGGAGAAGAGCGCCACCUAGUGAAUAAUAGAGGAAAUAUAGAUUGCCGUAAAAACUCGAGAGGGAAGCUUCAUUGGUAGGGAAACAUUUUCUCUUAAUUGAUGAGAUAAGUCGUCUACGGCGGGGAAAGAGUUAAACGUCUUAAAUAUCACAAUGCUAUUAAUGUACUUUGUAGUUUUAUAAAGACUUGUAAUGAAUCUCAGCUCUUUUGAGAUGAUGCUUCUUCCUCAAAGACUCGAUGAAAACCGUUUCAGAGAUCGGUCUAAAUAAGUUUAGAGAAUUAAGAGUGAAAAAUGUCAUCACAUCACACUCACAAAAUGUUUCUUAAGAAUCAUUUUUCUUUUUUAUAUUAAACGUAUUAACAUUACUAAUGAAACAUAGAUGCCUCAAUGAGUUUGAAGCGUUUUACUUCUUACAUCAAACAUUUUAAACAUUUGCUACAGUGAUUGUUUAUUAUAAACAUUUAAGUUUCUCUGAAUAAUGUACAUUAAGAGAGUUCACCUGUAAUGUCUUAUGAUUUAAUCUCUCUGAGAUUAUUUUAAGGGUUUAAUGUCUUUAAUCUACAUAUUUUAAAGUGUUGUUUUGACUGAAUAUGUAGGUAAAUACAUUGUUGUAUUGCAUUUAUAAACACAAUGUGGCCAGUUUACCACCAUCAUCUUUUCAGUUCAUCUCUGAAGUUUUUGGCAUCUUUGUUUACCUUCAGAAUUAUUUAUUUAGGUCAUAUUAAGCAUGUUUUUUUAAUGCAGAUCUUACAGUUUACAAGUCUCAUUGUCAUGACAUAUAAAAUAUCCCUAAAGGUUUACAAUGGAUGAUUUUUGAAAGUUUGAUGAAUUAUUGUGCAGUAUUUGAGAUGUUUAUCUGUGAUCACAGAAGGGCUUUAUGUGGCCAAUGCCAAACUUUUUUAUCAAUUAAAAGAAUUUUAUUAUACA
This is a messenger RNA of Misgurnus anguillicaudatus (oriental weatherfish), 7114 nucleotides long. The record is from RefSeq and is a predicted model, not a curated record. Lineage: Eukaryota; Metazoa; Chordata; Actinopteri; Cypriniformes; Cobitidae.